AUGUCCCAGCAACAAUUAAGCACAGAUGACGAAUCAUCUCUUGGGUUCUCUAAUGGAAGAGACUAUUUUGCUAACGAGGGUAUUGGGAAUUUUCCAUCCCCAGAAGAGCUAGCAAACCUUGAUGAGAGUUUUCUGGCGAAGCGAUGCAAACUUGGUUAUAGGGCAGGGCGGAUAGUAAAACUUGCUGGAGCCAUUGUUGAAGGUAGAAUUCAAAUAGGACUACUUGAAGAACUUUCUAAAGAUGCGAGCUUAUCAAGCUAUAACCAACUAACGGACCACUUGAAAGAAAUCGAGGGAUUUGGCCCUUUUACUCGUGCCAAUGUUCUUAUGUGCAUGGGUUACUACCAUGUUAUUCCAACCGAUUCUGAAACGAUUAGGCAUUUGAAACAGGUUCAUUCUAGAAAAUCCACAAUCCAAACAGUUCAGAGAGAUGUUGAAGAAAUUUAUGGAAAGUACGAGCCGUACCAAUUCCUGGCAUACUGGUCUGAACUAUGGGACUUCUAUGAAAGAAGAUUUGGGAAAAUGAGUGAAAUGUCUUGCUCUGACUAUAAACUCAUAACUGCUAGUAAUAUGAAAAGCGAAGGCACAGGCAGAAAGAAGAGGAAGCAAGCAACUUAGCAUGCCAAGGCCAGCAGCAAUGAGGCUUUCUAUCCAAAUCUACUUUUCAGGCUUGUUGCCCCUAAGCCUAAUUAU
Molecule: messenger RNA, 693 nt
Organism: Neltuma alba
Lineage: Eukaryota; Viridiplantae; Streptophyta; Magnoliopsida; Fabales; Fabaceae
Exons: 4
Coding region: 1-618 (205 amino acids)
Biological process (GO): DNA repair; base-excision repair, AP site formation
Cellular component (GO): nucleus
Molecular function (GO): 8-oxo-7,8-dihydroguanine DNA N-glycosylase activity
Source: RefSeq, a predicted model, not a curated record